AGGGCCGCGGAGGAAGCGGCGCGGGCGGGCUCCGGCGAGGGGCGGGGGCGCGGGCCCCUCGUGCCCGGCCCUGCGGUCGGGGCCGGCGCGUGAGGCUCCGGCCCCUGGGCCUGACGGCCGCGGCCUGUCCCACCCUGGCCUUGGGGCCGGCCGGCCUUCGCGCCCCGCCGGCCUCCUUGGGGGGGCCGAGGACCAGCCGGUCUGGCUAGGCCCCGCAGGUUCCGAGAGGGGGGCCACGUGAGCGCCGCCGCUCGCCUCCUCCCCCCUCCGGCGCUGGCGCUGCGCAGCGGAUUUUUUAAAAGGCCUCUGUGCCCCUCUGUCCCACUGGCCCCGAGUCCGCCUCCCCCCCCCCCCCCCCCCCCCCCGGGCAGCCCUAGACUUCUUGCCCGAGGUGAAGGGAUUUGGACUACUCCCCCCAGGUGCUUGAAAGAAGAGAAGGUCGGAGGAGGAGGAGGAGACUGGGGGGCUGCUGGUGGUGGUGACAGGGCUGCGAGAGAGAGGAGAGGAACGGGAGGAGGGGGCUGGGUGGGGGGGUGACAGGCAGAGAGGAGCCUGGUCAACAAGCCCGCAGCACUCUGCUAGGAGGCCGAGGCCGGCCCCUGCCGCCGACGCAGCCAGGGUGAGCAGACACACAUAGAUUGCUUUCCUGGGGGCUCUUUGUCAGCCACCAACCCAGAGCACACACACUGACACACACGUACACAAAGAUCUGAGCCAGGUUGUGGGAGGUAAGUGGGGGAAGGAGAAGGAGGGGCAGCAGUGUCUGCGGUGGGCUUUGGGGUGGACGGGAGGGGGGAUGGGCCCGAGGGGCUCUGGGGUGCUCGUGAGGGGAGCCCUUCCAGGGCUGUGUGCUUGUGCGCCGGUGGAGGGGACCCACGAUGACCUUCCCGUCCUCACCAAGACCUAAGAGGGAGCAGCCACCCCCAGCGAGAUCCUCCCUGUGCUGAUGAUUUUCAGGGACUUGUUGGCAACUCAGCGAGGGUUGCCAUAGCUUUUUUAUGUAGGGUGACCAGAACCGGUUGAAACUGGUUUGAGGCAGAUCAGCUCCUGAGCACAAUGCAGUCACUGAGCUACUACAGUGGGAUAGCAGCUUCCUCCCUUCAUGGCAGCCAAAAGCAGAGGAGCUUGCAGGAAGGGACCAUCCCAACACAGUAUGUGAAUGCACACUUAGACACCACACAGCACUGGUACGUGACUAAUGGAGCCCUAGAAGAGUCUGUGUAGAGAAGAUGGGGGAAAAUGUGCAGGUUUGCAAGGUCUGAGAUUACUUGGGCUUUUCCUGCCUUUUUCUUUUGCUUAAGGGAUGGACAAGGAGCUGAGAUUUAUGACCCUUAUUAAAGAAAAAAAUGUGCCUUGCUAGGGUGGGGACACUUGGUUUCUGCAGGCUCGCUCUCUCUCUCUCUCUCUCUCUCUCUCACUCUCUCUCUCUCUCCUCUAUAUUUUUAACAAAACAAAACCAAAAUGAACUGAUGGAUUUGUAAUAAUAGUUUGUUGCUGGAGAAUGCUACUUUGCAUGUUUUUUUCUCUUGCAGGGUAUGUUCUGUUUUGUGCUUUUCCUUUUAGAAGCUACUAAAGGGUUUUGGGGAUGCUUCUGACUAUUAUGAAGGCCAAAAGGCCUGUUGACUGGGGCUGCUUUUAACCCUUUCAUAUUUGCAGAGAAUGCAACCGUGUGACAGUAACUGAACAUUGGUCCAAAGUCUUUCCAAAAGGUCAAGGUUCACAAGUAAAACUCUCUGGGUCUUGACAAAGACAUAGACGUGUGUAUCCAGCCCCACAGUUGUGGUACAGAACAGUUCUGUCACCUCCACGUUUCCCCCUACAGCCUGGAUCUUAACGGUGGUUUCAGGCGAGUGGGUAGCAAAGGGGUGGGGAAGGAGCUGGGCGGUGUAGGAUCUCCCCGACGACUGAGAACUUGACUGUGAGGGCAGCGUGCCCAUGGACAGAGCACAAGGGUAGGGUCUCCAGGUUGAGGCUGGGGGACGUCUCUUUAGCCAGUAGGUAGAGGUAAUAGGAGUGGCCAAAAGCCCCGGAGCGGGGCAGCAACCUCCCAGUGAGGACCAGCUGGGAAAGGCCAGCUGUGCGGACCAGGCAGGGUCUGAAGGGGCAGGCGGACCGUGGGGAGGGGUCCUGCCUGUUGUCUUCGCAGCUGACUGUGGAAAGAAGGAGGUGUGGAGUAGGUACCAGGGGAAGGUUGGAAAACAGCCUCUGUCCCCUGGCAGGGUGGGAGUUAAGGAGAAGGAAAAGAGAGGGUGGUGGGGCAGAGUGACACAGAGGACGGCCUGGGGCACGAGGAGCGGGGAUUUGCUGCAGUCCUCUCUGGAGGUACCCUUGACAGCUGCAGAACCAUGUGGAAAACGCAAAGGAGCUUUUUACUGCAGAGCUUUCGUUUGACCUGUGAGUGCUUGGAGUUGGGGGGAGUGAUGCGAGGAGUAGGCCAAGAACUGCGAGUCAAGCUUCUGGAAGAGGCUGAGAAGCAGUUUGAACUUUCACAUCGGUGGUUUUUCAAGUCAGGAAUAUUAGAACAUCUGAUCAAAUUCAUGACCAUGGGGGAUAUGAAGACCCCAGACUUUGAUGACCUCCUGGCAGCAUUUGACAUCCCAGAUAUGGUCGAUCCCAAAGCAGCUAUUGAGUCUGGACACGACGACCAGGAAGGCCACAUCAAGCAGAACGCCCACGUGGACGACGACUCCCACACGCCGUCCUCCUCCGACGUCGGCGUCAGUGUUAUUGUGAAGAAUGUGCGGAACAUCGACUCCUCUGAGGGCGCAGAGAAGGACGGCCACAAUCCCACCGGCAACGGCCUGCACAACGGGUUUCUCUCGGCGUCCUCUCUGGACACUUACAGUAAAGAUGGAUCGAAGUCCUUGAAAGGAGACGUGCCUACCUCAGAGGUGACUUUAAAAGACUCCGCUUUCAGCCAGUUCAGCCCCAUCUCCAGUGCUGAAGAGUUUGACGACGAUGAGAAGAUAGAGGUGGACGACCCCCCGGACAAAGAGGACAUGCGCUCCGGUUUCAGAUCGAAUGUGUUGACAGGGUCAGUUCCCCAGCAGGACUAUGACAAACUGAAGGCACUCGGGGGAGAAGGCUUAAGCAAAACUGGCAUCUCUACGCCAGGCAACCUAGAGAAAAACAAAGUUGUCAAGAGAGAAACGGAAACAAAUUCUAUAAACCUGAGUGUUUAUGAACCUUUCAAAGUCAGAAAAAUGGAGGAUAAACUGAAGGAAAACUCUGAAAAGGUGCUUGAAAACAGGGUCCCCGAGGGCAAGCUGAGCUCGGAGAAGAAUGACGCCUCCCUUGGCGGUGUGGUGCCCUCGAGGACCAAGCCAUCCUCCAAGCUCUCUUCCUGCAUCGCUGCAAUUGCGGCUCUUAGUGCUAAAAAGGCCGCUUCGGACUCCUCUAAAGAACCAGUGACCAACUCCCGGGAGGCCUCUCCGUUACCAAAAGAAGUAAACGAUAGCCCUAGAGCCAUUGAAAAGUCUCCGGAAUCCCAGAGUCUCAUCGAUGGGACGAAAAAAGCAUCCCUUAAGCAGCCGGAUAGUCCCAGGAGCAUUUCCAGUGAGAACAGUAGCAAGGGAUCGCCAUCCUCUCCUGCAGGGUCAACACCAGCAAUUCCCAAAGUCCGCAUAAAAACCAUCAAGACGUCUUCUGGGGAAAUCAAGAGAACGGUGACGAGGGUGUUGCCUGAAGUCGAUCUCGAUGCUGGAAAAAAGCCUUCUGAGCAGACGGGGUCCAUGGUGGCGUCCGUGACGUCGCUGCUGUCGUCUCCGACCUCGGCCGCCGUCCUUUCCUCCCCGCCCAGGGCGCCUCUGCAAUCGGCGGUCGUUACCAACGCGGUGGCCCCCGCCGAGCUGACCCCCAAACAGGUCACCAUCAAGCCUGUGGCGACUGCCUUCCUCCCGGUGUCGGCCGUGAAGACGGCCGGGUCUCAAGUCAUUAAUUUGAAGCUCGCCAACAACACGACGGUCAAAGCCACGGUCAUAUCUGCUGCUUCCGUGCAGAGCGCCAGCAGUGCCAUCAUUAAAGCUGCCAACGCCAUCCAGCAGCAGACCGUCGUGGUGCCGGCCUCCAGCUUGGCCAAUGCCAAACUCGUGCCAAAGACUGUGCACCUUGCCAACCUUAACCUUCUGCCUCAGGGCGCCCAGGCCACCUCCGAGCUCCGCCAGGUGCUCACCAAACCUCAGCAGCAAAUAAAGCAGGCAAUAAUCAGUGCCGCGGCCUCACAGCCACCCAAGAAGGUGUCGCGGGUCCAGGUGGUGUCCUCCCUGCAGAGUUCUGUGGUGGAAGCUUUCAACAAGGUGCUGAGCAGCGUCAACCCAGUCCCAGUUUACAUCCCCAACCUUAGUCCUCCUGCGAACGCGGGCAUCACGUUACCGACCCGCGGCUACAAGUGCUUGGAGUGUGGGGACUCUUUCGCCCUUGAGAAGAGCCUGACCCAACACUACGACAGGCGCAGCGUGCGCAUCGAAGUAACGUGCAACCACUGCACCAAGAACCUCGUUUUUUACAACAAGUGCAGUCUCCUGUCCCAUGCCCGCGGGCACAAGGAGAAGGGAGUGGUGAUGCAGUGUUCACACUUGAUCUUGAAGCCAGUCCCAGCAGAUCAGAUGAUUGUUUCUCCAUCAAGCAAUACUCCUGCUUCAUCUUCCGCCCUCCCGAGCUCCUCGGGAGCCGGCACACACACUGUAACAAAAAUUCAGUCUGGCAUAACCGGGACAGUCAUAUCAGCCCCUUCCAGCACACCCAUCAUUCCAGCUAUGCCUCUGGAUGAAGACCCAUCCAAGCUCUGUAGGCAUAGUCUGAAAUGUUUGGAGUGUAAUGAAGUUUUCCAGGAUGAGACGUCGCUGGCCACUCAUUUCCAGCAGGCUGCAGAUACAAGUGGACAAAAGACUUGCACUGUCUGCCAGAUGCUGCUUCCUAACCAGUGCAGUUACGCAUCUCAUCAGAGAAUCCACCAGCACAAAUCUCCCUACACCUGCCCCGAGUGCGGGGCCAUCUGCAGGUCGGUGCACUUCCAGACCCACGUCACCAAGAACUGUCUGCACUACACGCGGAGAGUUGGUUUUCGAUGUGUGCAUUGCAAUGUUGUGUACUCUGAUGUGGCCGCACUGAAGUCUCACAUUCAAGGUUCUCACUGUGAAGUCUUCUACAAGUGUCCUAUUUGUCCAAUGGCGUUUAAGUCUGCCCCAAGUACACACUCUCAUGCCUACACGCAGCAUCCCGGCAUCAAGAUAGGAGAGCCAAAAAUAAUAUAUAAGUGUUCCAUGUGUGACACUGUAUUUACCCUGCAAACCCUGCUGUAUCGCCACUUUGACCAACACAUCGAAAACCAGAAGGUGUCUGUUUUCAAGUGUCCAGACUGUUCUCUCUUAUAUGCACAGAAGCAACUCAUGAUGGACCAUAUCAAGUCUAUGCAUGGAACAUUGAAAAGUAUUGAAGGGCCUCCAAACUUGGGUAUAAACUUGCCUUUGAGCAUUAAGCCCACAACUCAAAAUUCAGCAAAUCAAAACAAAGAGGACACCAGAUCCGUGAACGGGAAAGAGAAAUUGGAAAAGAAAUCCCCAUCACCCGUGAAAAAAUCUUUGGAACCCAAGAAAGUGGCCAGUCCUGGGUGGACGUGUUGGGAGUGUGACCGGUUAUUCACGCAAAGAGAUGUUUACAUUUCCCACGUGAGGAAGGAGCAUGGGAAGCAAAUGAAGAAGCACCCCUGCCGCCAGUGUGACAAGUCUUUUAGCUCAUCCCACAGCCUGUGCCGUCACAACCGGAUCAAGCACAAAGGCAUCAGGCACUGCCCAGACUCCAGGCGUACCUUCACGAAACGGUUAAUGCUGGAGAAACAUAUCCAACUCAUGCACGGAAUUAAGGAUCCUGACUUGAAAGAAAUGACAGAAGCCACCAAUGAGGAGGAAGCAGAAAUAAAAGAAGAUACCAAGGUUCCCAGUCCCAAGCGGAAGUUGGAAGAACCCGUUUUAGAGUUCAGACCUCCCCGAGGAGCCAUCACGCAGCCCCUGAAGAAGCUGAAGAUCAAUGUGUUCAAGGUGCACAAGUGCGCCGUGUGCGGCUUCACCACGGAGAACCUGCUGCAGUUCCACGAGCACAUUCCACAGCACAAGUCAGACGGCUCGUCCCACCAGUGCCGCGAGUGCGGCCUCUGCUACACGUCGCACGUCUCCCUGUCCCGGCACCUCUUCAUCGUCCACAAACUGAAGGAGCCGCAGCCAGCGGCCAAGCAGAACGGGGCCGGCGAGGAGAGCCAGCAGGAGAACAAGCCUGGCCCAGAGGACGCGCCGGCCGACGGCCCCGUGUCGGACAGAACGUGCAAAGUGUGUGCAAAGACGUUCGAGACGGAAGCUGCCUUAAACGCCCACAUGCGGACCCACGGCAUGGCCUUCAUCAAAUCCAAAAGAGUGAGCUCAGCGGAGAAAUAGCCGCGCACCCUUCCCGCCGAGAGUCCCGGUCCACAUUGGAAGCAAAGAGACAGUUUUCUUACAAAAAGUUGGCAGUUAUCAUAGAGUUAACAGUACUGUCUAGGCUGUUGCAAUAUAUUCUCCUUCCACUCCCUUCUCCGCCUCCUCCUGUAUAUCCUCCUCGAUUAAGUAUUAAAACAGUAUUUGAGUUGAAAAGAGUUUGUAUAUAUUUAAAUGAAUAACUUUUUAUACUCUUUGUUACAUGUUUAUAUCAGUAUUUAGUGGAAAAUGUUUUGAAGUUUUUUUUUUGUUUCGUUCUUGGUUUUUUUUUUUUUUUUAAUUUGAGUUAGAAUUUUUCUUUUUGUACUGUUUCUUUAAAACAGUUCUUAGUAUCAGGGGCAGUUCCUGAAUUCAAAUAAACCAUUUUGUAUGUCACAGAUUUGAAUGGGUUAACUAAUUACAGGCUACGAUAAUGCCUUUUUUAGUGUUUUUAAUUUUUAGAAUUCACUACAUAAAUCGUAGGUGAUUGUAGGUCUCAAAAACACUAGGGACUUUUAAGUGUCUUAGCACUAUCCUCAACGUGCCUGCUCCGCCAGGGGGUGCCGGCCCCGUCAGGACCGCAGCCCGGCGUGUGGCGUCUUCUCCAGGCCAAACUGUGUCGAAAGCAGCCUUGCAGGUCGCUUCUUUCUCAGUGGGGGGAUGAAAACUUGGGCCAGAGAUCCAGUAAGGAACGUGGAUUGAUUCCAUCUCAGAACGGGGAAGAAGGAUAUCCUAAAGGGAAGACACGGGGGUGCGGGGUGGCUGGGGGCCGCGGUGGCUUUCUGGGCCGAUUUGCAAGGCUGACUUCUAAAGAGCACAAGGAGAUACAGCAGCGAAAGGGCUGGACUACUGUCAAAGUUACAAAUACGUAGUUAGACCAACAGAUUUAUAUAGUCAAGCUUUUGUCAUGUAAUUUAUUAACUAUUGCAAAGACACAACUAAAAAUAUCAAGUAUUUCUCUGGCUCUUGACAGGAAAAAAAAAAAAUCACAAUUGACUUAACCCUUUGCUGUCUAAAGAGUUGGCGUUUCCUGUUCAGGGUGCUACUGCCAUACGUCCUGGUACUUAGACUUGGGAUGCACAACUUCCACCUUAUUGAUGCAGCAGCCGGCAUGUCGCAAUUGGCCGUUCGAGUCAGCACUGAGCCACCUGGGUUUAUUAGUUCAGCCAUUUAAAUAAGUAUCUUUAACAUCGGUAGUUCCGCUUUCUUAGUGCAGCCGAGGUACUCUUCUGUCCCUUCCAAACGUUUCUAGUUCUCUGGGAGAGUUAUACUUUUUGGUUUUGUGUUUUGUGUUUUCUUUUGCAUUUUAUAUCUUGUAUUUAUCCCUAAACAUGUUUUGUACUUUUUUUUUUUUAAGAGAAGAAAUUCUUUUGUGUAUAUAUAGAUAUAGUUGCAUGAUAUACUGUAGUCAACGUUCGGUUCCUCAGAAGGUCUUGCUGCUGUCAGGUGUCAUGCACUAACCAUAUCCAUCCUAACUGUAUUAAACACAUUUCAUAUGUAAAUAAACGUGGGACAUUUGGCCCUUGUGCUUC
Messenger RNA from Aethalodelphis obliquidens (Pacific white-sided dolphin), 7975 nucleotides. RefSeq names its product zinc finger protein 532 (gene ZNF532). Lineage: Eukaryota; Metazoa; Chordata; Mammalia; Artiodactyla; Delphinidae. The record is from RefSeq and is a predicted model, not a curated record. Bases 2346 to 6425 code for a protein of 1359 amino acids. The transcript is spliced from 12 exons.